Molecule: messenger RNA, 300 nt
Organism: Clonostachys solani
Lineage: Eukaryota; Fungi; Ascomycota; Sordariomycetes; Hypocreales; Bionectriaceae
Source: the annotation of a GenBank genome assembly
AUGCUAACCUCCUCUAGUUCCUGUACCCGAUCGCCUUUGCUAUCUCAGAUGGCGGCAACGUCAUCGAGCCUCGUCUUCUUCAGCAUCCUUGAUCUCCUCCUCGUCUGUGGUAUCGCCUUCAGCUUCCUUUUUCUCGCUCGCAAGUGGGAUUAUGGUCGCAUAAACUUGCUUUUCACCCAGUAUAGCCGCGUUAGCUCCCAUGGGAAUAGUGAGCACCCCGAAAAGGGGCAUGUUAGCACGAAUGCGUUAGCGGGCACUACCAUAGCUACGCAUAGGCCUAUUAUAAACCCUCCCGUCUAA